AUGGAAUUUAAGUCCGAGUGACUAUUAGAAGACCCAAUCGAGCUUUUAAGCGAAAUCUCUACUGGAUUGCAUAGCACUGAUGAAAUAGAAAGGUUUUCAACAAAGGAAAACCUGACUGAGGUCGAAAAAGCGCUAUUGUUUCUUGAAAAUGGCCAAAUGAAUCAGAAAUUAUGGGUCGUUAGAGCGAUACAUUUGUACAUUGAUGACGACAGGUUUCUUGAUGUGGUUGGACAACUAGUGGUAUUUCUUAUGUAGAUGAGACUCCCAUACUGGAAUGAGUCUGGUCAAGAAGAAGCUGGGAAAGCAUUUAUCCAGGUCCUUGAAAAGUACCAGCUCCCACAAGACUACGAAGAACACCUGCUGACCUUGAUCUUUGAAAUAAUUGACACAGAGACGCUUUCUCUACAAGAUAUCUGAGUUCAGGUGUUUUGCGAGCUGACCAAACAAUUGUCGAAAAACCUGAUUUCUGGGAAAUGGCUCAGAGAAAUCUUCAAUCUUGCCAAUUUCAGCAAGCCAGACCACAUAAGGUCGAUCGCUGGAGAAAUGCUGGGGUUUGUCGCAGAAAGGCUUGAGCACCCUCAAAAUGAAGACCUCGUCAGGAAAAUUUACUCAAUGUCACAAGACCCGAUUAAUCUAGUAAGAAAGCGGAUGUGCGGCGCCAUUAAGGCAAUUUCAAAAGCAAUCCCAUCUGAUAAGUUUGAGACUGAGCUUAUCCCUCAUUUAUUAGAAUUAUUCAGAGACGAAGUCCCAGAGGUGCUUGACGAAGCCUUAAAGAUUUUUUGUGAGCUAAUCGAUAUGGUCUCUUCAAAUAGCGCACUAAUGAAAAUCAAUGAAAUUCUCAACACCGCCCUGCUUAACUGUGAAAGUGAUAAACUAAAAGAAGUUUAUUUAAAAUACUAUGGAAAAAUCAUCACAAGCCUACGGUUUCAUUUUGACGAAACCACAAGAUUAGCCUGCAUUGACUGAUUUGUAGGGUUUUCUGAAACAAAAAGUGAGACAGUGAAAAUGGAGGCGGCUUUUAAUUUCCCAGCAGUUGUUUUGGUAGCUAGUGGGUUUAAUGAUAAAUUAUUCAGCUUUUUCAAAAUGCUUGCAAAAGAAGAAAAUUUUGACAUAAAAAAAACCAUUGCGAAACAGCUGGCAGACAACGUCAGGUUCUGCACAAGCAGGAUUGGAGAGUUUUUGGAGAUCGUGAGAGGGUACUUAAAAGAUGCUUCUACUCAGUAUAUGGUGAUCCCUCAAUUAUUGAAUAUUGCACUACAUACUUGCUGCUGCCAAGAAUUUCUUGAAGUUUUAAAGCGAAAAAUGAUGGAGACUCAAAAUUGGAGGAAUUUGGUCAUGAUUUUGACAGAAAUCAAGGAUUUUGUGACUCAUGCUGACUAUUUAGACUAUAAUUCAUUUGUGCCUCUUUUGAUUAACUAUAUGCACAGUGCUCCUUAUAUAGUCAAGCAAAAAUCAGCUGAGCUAUUAGCAGCAAUCCUUCACUAUAACUACCGAGCUCAGAAGAAAACUGAAAUUAUUGAGCUCAUCAUCAAUGAAUUUUCUUUAUCAUCAAAAUUCUGCGACAGGUCUCUCUUUAUCGACUUUUGUGUCUACAUAAAAGACCUAUGCUCCCGAAACUUCUUCUGCAAACACUUUUUAGACCAGCUGUUCCAAUUAGGAAAAGACCAUAUAAACAACGUAAAAUGCAAUUUUGCUGCGCACUACACAGAGCUAAGAUACUGCAUCCAUAAAGAUGAUGCUGAAUCUGCAGCAAAAUUCAGAAACAUCUUAAACUUUUAUAUAGAAGACUCUGAUAAACUUCUGUCAGAACUCGCUGUCAAAGCUGAUGACGCAUUGAACAGCAAAAGCUGAGAAGAAGCUUAUGGGGAUGAAGGAGAAACGAUCGACCAUUUAAGGCAGAAAUUUGAAACUGAGCAGGUAGAAAAGGAACAAAAAGAAAUCGGCAACUUCAAAAAAGCUAUGAUGGAAGAAAUCACUGUGAGGAAUCGCCAGAAUUCACAAGGGUCAAGGAAUUUCAGACACUCCACAAGAAGUGGGGCAAAAACACCUGUAAAAAGAUACAGUUUAUCAGACGCUGACAGGUAUGAAAGCAUGGCGAAAAACGUGCAGAGGAGCUUUAUUGCGACAAAAAAACAUAAAUAA
Blepharisma stoltei is the source of this 2142-nucleotide messenger RNA. Lineage: Eukaryota; Ciliophora; Heterotrichea; Heterotrichida; Blepharismidae. The record is from the annotation of a GenBank genome assembly.